AUGUUUUACGCACCUUGGUGUGGCCAUUGUAAGAGACUUAAGCCAGAAUAUGCGCAAGCGGCCGGCGUGUUGAAAAGUGAUGAUCCACCAGUGACGCUCGCAAAGGUAGAUUGUACAGAGGGGGGAAAGAGCACUUGUGAAAAAUUCUCAGUGUCUGGGUACCCUACUCUAAAAAUCUUUAGGAAAGGCGAGCUUUCUCAAGAAUACAAUGGACCAAGAGAGUCAAAUGGCAUUGUCAAAUACAUGCGUGCACAAGUGGGACCAAGCUCCAAAGAUCUAUUGACUGUAGCUGAUUAUGAGGCCUUUACAUCUAAAGAUGAAGUUGUGGUUGUUGGAUUCUUUGAAAAGGAAACAGACCUUAAAGGAGAGUUCCUUAAAACUGCUGACAAAAUGCGUGAGGAAGUUACUUUCGGUCACUCUUCUGCAAAAGAUAUCCUAGAAAAGACCGGAUUUAAAGACAAUGUCGUGCUUUUCCGUCCCAAGCGCCUCCAGAACAAGUUUGAGGAAUCUUCUGUUGUGUACAAAGGCGACACAGAUAUGUACUCGCUCAAGGCUUUCAUCAAGGAAAACUACCACGGUCUAGUGGGUGUGCGCCAGAAGGAGAACAUGCAGGACUUCACCAACCCUCUCGUUGUUGUUUACUACGACGUGGACUACGUCAAGAAUCCUAAAGGAACCAACUACUGGAGGAACCGCGUCUUGAAGGUAGCGAAAGAGAUGACCGAAGCCAACUUUGCCAUCAGCGACAAGGACGACUUUACCCACGAGCUGAACGAGUACGGCAUUGACUUCGUGAAGGGUGACAAGCCCGUCGUGGCCGGACGCGACAGCGACGGCAACAAGUUUGUCAUGAGUACUGAAUUCAGCAUCGAAAACUUACUGGCGUUCACCAAGGACCUCUUAGAUGGCAAAUUGGAACCAUUUAUCAAAUCCGAGACUGUGCCCGAGAACAACGAUGGACCAGUGAAGGUUGCGGUCGGCAAAAAUUUCAAGGAGCUGGUGACUGAUAGUGGGAAGGAUGCCCUGAUCGAAUUCUAUGCCCCCUGGUGUGGCCAUUGCCAGAAGUUGGCACCUGUUUGGGACGAACUAGGUGAAAAGCUCAAGAAUGAAGAGGUAGACAUAAUCAAAAUCGAUGCCACCGCCAAUGACUGGCCCAAAUCACUGUAUGAUGUGUCAGGAUUCCCGACUAUCUACUGGAAGCCUAAGGACACCAACAAGAAACCUGUCAGAUACAAUGGUGGACGCGCAAUAGACGACUUCCUUAAAUACGUAUCAGAGCAAGCCAGCAGUGAACUCAAAGGCUGGGACAGAAAGGGGAAUGCUAAGAAGGAUGAGCUG
Messenger RNA from Iphiclides podalirius (scarce swallowtail), 1338 nucleotides. The record is from the annotation of a GenBank genome assembly. NCBI's taxonomy places the organism in Eukaryota, Metazoa, Arthropoda, Insecta, Lepidoptera, Papilionidae.